This is a messenger RNA of Loxodonta africana (African savanna elephant), 9795 nucleotides long. It is a transcript of the gene RABGAP1, whose product is annotated as RAB GTPase activating protein 1. The record is from RefSeq and is a predicted model, not a curated record. Lineage: Eukaryota; Metazoa; Chordata; Mammalia; Proboscidea; Elephantidae. The transcript is spliced from 27 exons. Bases 4936 to 8145 code for a protein of 1069 amino acids.
AUCCACCCCUGGGGGAGAUCUUUGGACAGCUCCUACGGGAAGCCAAGCUGUCUUUUUAUCCCUCGGGGCUGGGCCGGUGAGGCUGAGCUCAGCUCCCUCGACGGGCCAGAUUCUGAGGGGAGCCGUGAUUGGGGGGAGGGGGAUCUGAGACGGAGGGGAGAGGGCGCAUGCGCAGGCAGGAGUGCCCGCGGAGCCCCUGCCCAAACCGGUUCCCCCUGUCUCUGUGGGUGUUUGCUUUCCGAGUCUUCCGUAUACGUCCGUUCCUCUGACCGCCCCCCCCUCCCCGUAAAGCUGGUUUGUAGCUUGGCUUUCGUGUGUUGGCCCCGGUCUUUUUUGGGAAUGUGGGCGCUCGGUCCGCCUCAGUUUCCCUCCACGUCUCCCCAUGGCCGUCUGGGCCUGUAUCUGUGCCUUAAAGGCUGGCGUGGGCCUUAGGCUAGCUUCCUGGGCUGUGCCUAAUUUGAAAGACUUGCUUUCUUUCAGUGUUAAGUGUGCUAUCUUUCUUUGGUCUUUCUGUCUCAUCUUCCCUGCCUGCAGUUAAAGUGUCCCCGGUAUUACACUCGUCCCAUCUAUUUGAAGCAUCUGACCCCGCCUGCCCCCAGUACCUCAUUGCCGUUCUCAUCGUUUGAUUCUCAGUAGUCUUCAGGAUACUAGGUGUUGAGCCCGAGGAGAUAACCCCAGUCUUCCAGGAGUUCGCUGUCCACUGUUUCGUAGUACUUUGGCCCCACGCUUUUGUAACAUCCACACUGUAUUUACCACCUGCUCCUGCUCUUUUUUUUUUUUUUUUUAUGCCUAUGGUUACUUGCGGAUUUUUUAAAAAUUUAUCUUGGAAGCCAAUGCCCUGGGAGAUCUCUUGUUAAGUAAUCAUCGUACUGCUGCUCCGUUAGUUUAAAAUCAUGUUCUAACUUGAAUUUGAGAUCUGUUUGGUGUUUGUCGUUUUUCAUCGGGGUGCGGGGGGGCGGCUGUCAAGGACAGGGUUUCACAAUGCAUAUGCUAUUUUUAUUCAAGUAAACAUCUGUGUUCACGUACAUGGGACUGCAGUAGUAAAUCUUAUUUUGUGUCUGUGUUUCCAGCUGCUUUCUUUAGGAAGAACAAAAGCCAUGGAAGAUGAAUGGAACUGUAUUUGUCAUUAACCUGUUGUUUGAAAAGUAGUUUAAAAAAAAAACUGUGGUUAAGAACUCGGCUGCUAACCAAAAGGUCGGAAGUUCAAACCCACCAUCCACUCCUUGGAAACCCUAUGGGGCAGUUCUGCUGGGUCCUGUGGGUUGCUAUGAGUCGAUGGCAAUGGCAAUGAGUUUGGUUUUUGUUUACCAAGGAAGCACACAUGCAACUUUUUUUUUUUUUUUAAACGAAAGACGUGUUGCCUUGAUUUUGUGUAGGGUGAUAUUUUAGUCUAUAUGGAAGGCUUUUAAGUAGAUUUAUAAAAACUCAAAAUGAGUAGGGGAGAAAAACCUUCAUGAUCUUCCUUCAUAGACUUCUGUUUUCAUUCAUAACAUUUGAGUCCAUGAUUGAUUUGUAUGUAUUAGUAACAUUUAAAAUUCAUACGUAGCUUUAGUGCAAAAUAUUAACUCAAAUUCAUAUUUAAAACUGAGCUAUUGCUGUGUUGUGUUACAUUUCCUUUUCAUAGUUUCAGUUUUAUAAGUCAGUUUACGGUUAAUUAACUUAAAUCGUUGUCGUUAAUAAGGCAUAUGUUUGUGGAAAGUUAUCCUAUCGGUUAUAUGCAUUUUGGCAUUUUUGGCAUAGCGUUUUCUUAGCUGUUUACUGAUACAACUGCUUAAUCAGGAUUAAAUGUUAAUAUAAUGGGACUCUAAAAGUGAAAACACCCGUUUCCUAUCUUUUCUCCUGCAUAUUGAAGAAGGGUGUUAUACACGUUAUCUGCAUGAGGGCAACAUGGUUUUCCACAGUGUAAUUGAACUUUACAGCCUAGAUUUUUUUAUUGAGUAUAUUUCCAGCUAAAGUAAAGCCUACUUGAAGAUCUCAUCAUUUCACAUUAUUUUAACAAAUGACUUUUUCUUUAAGUAAAGACUUCAGAAUGAUUAGUUAAAUUGGUGCUGCUUUUGAGUGUCUUUAUAGAACUCGUGUGCUAAAGUUCUGCCGUAGGCUGCCCAUAAUGUUUAUGAUUUUUCAGUAUGAUCAGAUUAUCAUUAGACCUCUAAAGUAUGUGAAAUAAAUGCAUAUCAAACUCUUAUUAAAUUAUCUUUCUUGGAGAUUGAACUAAAAUAUUAGUAAAUUAGGGCUAAUUUAAUCAGAGUUCUUAAAGCACAGUCAGGGAUGACAUUUUGGUGCUUUAUAUGUAAUUGGCUUGUUUUAUUGGUGUACCAUAGCCUGAUCCUGAAGAAAGAAAACGUAAGGCAAAGGAUUUAAUGUAUGGGUUUACCUGAAAAAACACCUUAUCAGCGUAACAGCUAUUUCUUUUUUUGCAUAACCUGGUUUUGUUCCUCCGUACCAGUUUUGUGUUGAUCCAAAAUAAUACAGGCAUUGAAACUUUGAAUGUAAUCAAUCCCUCUUUUGACCCUAACAGCCUUGUUUUUUCUUCAUGUGCAGAGAUUGUCUGAGAAAUGUAGCAGCGUGUAUGUCAUGAACAUGUUAGUUUAUAGAAUUUAGCAUGGAAGUUUCCCUCCUCUUUUCAAAUCAAGCAUGAUACUCAGAGAUAGUCAUCAGUUACUAUUUAAGUGGGAAUUUUUUGAAGACUCUUUUUUUGUUAUAAAAGAGCUCGAUAAGAUCUGUCUUUUCCAAGAAGUCCCUUUUUCUGUGGAUUACUAAAGAGGAAAAUAAAGCCAUACCUAAACCUAUUCUAAAGUUCUUGUUUGACAUUAAAUAGUAUGUAUUACCUUCACUCUGAAACAUGAGGAGCAUAUUGACAUUAAAAAGUUUAAUUGUAUUACCUUGGCUCUAAAACGUGAGAAGCUUAUCUUCUUAAUUGCAUGCCUGUGCUACUAAAUUUUGGAUUUGUAAGAAUUUUUUCAUUAUCUCUCCAAGAGUCAUUGCGUGGUUGUUAUGUAUCUCCAGUUAAGGUUGCAUCAGCAUUUGUGUUAUAAACCAGUAUUUGGGACCUGUAAAUCCUUGUGGCAAUGAAUUUUUCUCCAUACUAAAAUCGAGCAUUUCUUAAGGUACAUUAACAGAUUAAUUUCUCUGGUAACUCUUAACAUAAUGUUAUUAAUUCUUAAAGGUUAACAAUAAUCUGACUUUUUAAAAACUUUCUCAUUUUUUCUAAUUUAUACUUUCUGGUAAUUAUCAUCAACAACGGAUAGUUACAACCUGUUUUCCUGCUGACGCUCGCGUCAGAAAAAGAAUUGAUCUGCGGUAUUUUUUUUGGGAACAAACAUUUUUAAAUAUCAUCAAGGGUAGUAAGAGACUGCAUUCAAGGCUAAACUGGAUUAAUUCUUGGGCAUUCAUGUAAUACUAAUGGAAAGAAGUACAGGUUAAUCAUUUUAAUAUUUUUACCUGAGAGGUGAUAAACUUUCUUGUGCCCUUGAAGAUGUGCUGAUAAACUGAUUCUGGCAGCGUGAGAGUAGGAACAUGUCACGUAAAUCUCUUUUGCUGUGCCACACAUUUUCUAUGAAUAGACCUCUGCUAUAUUUGCAGAAGAGAAAUGGUUAUAUCCUUAUUGUAGUUACCUCUUGGAUUCUUUGUGAAUUUAGUAAAAAUCUGAUUUUUGUUUAACUUCAAAAGCUAAUACUUAUUUAAAAAAUCAUCCUUUAGCGGAAAUAGUCCCAUUUUUUUUUUAAUUUUUAUUUAUUUGAUUAUCUUUUGGUUGUGGGGAAAAAAGAUCUUUUCAGAUGUAUUUAAAAACAGUUGUGGAAUUAAGUAUUUGUGAGUUUUGUAUCUUCUUCUUACACAGUGCCUAUUUCAGUAGUGGGAAUGAAGGUGCUCAAUGAAUACUGUUGACUGCCAACCACCUAUGCCACAUACUUAUCAAAUGUCCUUCUAUCCCUAAGUAACCAUGCACCAGGGCCUUCUCAUCUCAGCAGGCCCAGAAAACAUGUGUCUUCUUUCAAACACUGUGGUUUGCCCAUACACAUUCCUCUGAAAAUUAAACAGAGGUUAUAGAAAAGAGAAACAAUAUUUAUUGCAUUUCUUUUAGGCCUUGGUCAUCUUUUCAAUGAUUUGCUUGCUUGAUAUUCACAUAGAUUAAGGAGAAGUGAAUGAUAACAAACAUUUCACAUGGAAGUGUAGACAAGUUGAUAUUGUAAAUGGAAUAGAUUUAUUUUCUUACCUAUAGAUGGGAAGAAACUAUAUUAUUUCCUAAGAAGAAGAAAAGUGUUUGGAUGGUACAUAUUUUUACUCAUAUUUUUAUAUUUAUAAAAUGCUAGUGUAAAUUCUGUUAGGCUUUAGGAAUCUGUUCUAGAAAGUAUAAAGACCAAGAUACUAGGAAGAUCGGAAAUAUAAUUUGAUCUCGUGAGUGAGUAGUACAUUAACAUUAAGCUAACGUUUUCUGUGUUCCCAGGGGUAGAUUUCUAUUGUGGAAAUGGCAUCCAAAUAACAAUUUAAAUAAUUUAGUUUUAGAGAGAGUAUGUUGAGAUGGCAUAAAGCCAACACACCUAGAGUUUUGGAAAAAGUUAAAGUGCUGCUUCCUGGAAUAUCCACAGGAACUUGGGAAAACCACUUACAUGGUUUUAUUUUUUCAGGUGUCAAAGUAUUGCACUCAAAUAAUCAACAUCUCUUGUACCUUUCAUUAGUGGGGAGAGUAUCACCUUUGGGAUCAGAAAGACAUGGAUAUCCCAAGUCUUAUGCUUACUUAAUGUUUGACUGAAGACAGAGUAAUCUUAUCAGAUCUGUGUUCUAGAAGGAUACAGCAGGGAGCAGCAUAGAGGAUGGAUUGGAAUGGGGCAAGAAUGGAGAUAGGUACAUCAAGGAAGAGGCAUAUGCAGUCCAGAAAAGGACAGAGACGUUUUUAAAAUAUUUAAUCAUUCAUGAGUUGAGCCUCAUUCUUGAGUCAUGGAUGACAAGGCUUCUGUUGGAAAAAUCAGUGUCUCCUCAGACUCAGUAUCUACUCUUAAUAGUGAAGAUUUUGUCUUGGUUUCCAGGCAAGGAGAUGAGACACCAUCUACAAAUAAUGGAAGUGAUGAUGAAAAAACAGGACUCAAGAUUGUGGGGAAUGGAAGUGAGCAGCAGCUGCAAAAAGAACUAGCAGAUGUGCUGAUGGAUCCCCCCAUGGACGACCAGCCAGGGGACAAGGAACUUGUGGAAAGAUCACACCUGGAUGGCGAAGGAGAUGCACCUCUUUCUAAUCAACUUUCAGCUUCGUCUACCAUUAACCCUGUGCCAUUAGUAGGGAUCCAGAAACCAGAGAUGAGCCUGCCAGUGAAACCUGGACAAGGAGAUUCUGAAGUGUCAAGUCCUUUCACACCAGUGGCCGAUGAGGACAGUGUAGUUUUCAGUAAACUAACUUAUUUAGGCUGUGCCUCAGUAAAUGCCCCAAGGAGUGAAGUGGAAGCUCUAAGGAUGAUGGCCAUUUUAAGAAGCCAAUGUCAGAUUUCACUAGAUGUAACCCUCUCGGUGCCGAAUGUAUCUGAAGGAACUGUGAGACUCUUAGAUCCUCAGACAAACACUGAGAUAGCAAACUACCCUAUCUACAAAAUUCUCUUUUGUGUCAGAGGACAUGAUGGAACUCCUGAGAGCGACUGUUUUGCUUUCACUGAGAGUCAUUACAAUGCAGAGCUCUUCAGAAUACACGUCUUCCGGUGUGAAAUACAAGAAGCUGUAAGCCGGAUACUUUACAGUUUUGCCACUGCCUUCCGCCGUUCUGCCAAGCAGACCCCACUUUCAGCCGCUGCUGCACUCCAGACUCCUGACAGUGACAUCUUUACCUUCUCUGUGUCUUUAGAAAUAAAAGAAGAUGAUGGUAAAGGUUAUUUUAGUGCAGUUCCCAAAGAUAAGGACAGACAAUGCUUUAAACUACGCCAAGGAAUUGAUAAGAAAAUUGUCAUCUAUGUGCAGCAAACAACUAAUAAGGAACUUGCUAUUGAAAGGUGUUUUGGCCUUCUUCUGAGCCCAGGAAAAGAUGUACGAAAUAGCGACAUGCACUUGUUAGAUUUGGAAUCUAUGGGCAAGAGCUCAGAUGGAAAGUCCUAUGUUAUUACUGGGAGCUGGAAUCCAAAAUCUCCACAUUUUCAAGUCGUAAAUGAAGAAACUCCUAAAGAUAAAGUACUGUUUAUGACCACAGCUGUUGACUUAGUAAUAACAGAAGUACAGGAGCCGGUUCGAUUUCUCCUAGAGACAAAAGUCCGCGUUUGCUCACCUAAUGAAAGAUUAUUCUGGCCCUUCAGCAAACGUAGUACUACUGAAAAUUUCUUUUUGAAACUGAAACAGAUAAAGCAAAAGGAGAGAAAGAAUAAUUCCGAUACUUUAUAUGAAGUCGUAUGCUUGGAAAGUGAAUCAGAAAGAGAGAGAAGGAAAACUACAGCCAGUCCCUCAGUUCGCCUGCCGCAGUCUGGAUCUCAGAGCUCAAUGAUACCUUCUCCUCCAGAAGAUGAUGAAGAGGAAGAUAAUGAUGAGCCUCUCUUGAGUGGAUCUGGUGAUGUAUCCAAAGAAUGUGCAGAAAAAAUUCUUGAAACCUGGGGAGAACUGCUGUCAAAAUGGCAUCUCAAUUUAAGCGUGAGACCAAAGCAGUUGUCAUCCUUAGUAAGAAGCGGUGUGCCUGAAGCUCUUCGAGGAGAAGUCUGGCAGCUACUAGCAGGCUGUCACAACAAUGACCACCUGGUAGAAAAAUACCGAAUUCUCAUCACAAAGGAGUCUCCCCAGGACAGUGCUAUCACCCGGGAUAUUAACCGGACAUUCCCAGCCCAUGACUACUUUAAAGACACAGGAGGAGAUGGACAAGAUUCUUUAUAUAAAAUAUGCAAGGCUUAUUCUGUGUAUGAUGAAGAGAUCGGCUAUUGCCAGGGCCAGUCUUUUCUUGCUGCUGUGCUGCUUCUCCACAUGCCUGAAGAACAGGCAUUCAGUGUUCUGGUCAAGAUCAUGUUUGACUAUGGUCUCAGGGAACUUUUCAAGCAAAAUUUUGAAGAUUUGCAUUGCAAGUUUUACCAGUUGGAGCGCCUCAUGCAGGAGUACAUUCCUGACCUGUACAACCACUUCCUGGAUAUAAGCCUUGAAGCACACAUGUAUGCCUCCCAGUGGUUUCUUACACUUUUCACUGCAAAGUUCCCUCUCUACAUGGUUUUCCAUAUCAUCGACCUGCUUUUAUGUGAGGGAAUAAGUGUCAUUUUUAAUGUCGCCCUUGGAUUAUUAAAGACUUCCAGGGAUGACCUGCUGUUGACAGAUUUUGAAGGUGCCUUGAAGUUCUUCAGGGUUCAGCUCCCUAAGAGAUAUCGCUCAGAAGAAAAUGCAAAAAAACUAAUGGAAUUAGCCUGCAACAUGAAGAUUAGUCAGAAGAAGUUGAAAAAAUACGAAAAAGAAUAUCACACCAUGAGAGAACAGCAGGCCCAACAGGAAGACCCCAUUGAGAGAUUUGAGCGGGAGAAUAGACGUCUGCAAGAAGCUAACAUGAGGUUGGAACAGGAAAACGAUGACUUAGCCCAUGAGCUGGUGACCAGCAAGAUUGCACUGCGAAAGGACCUGGAUAAUGCUGAGGAAAAGGCAGAUGCACUCAAUAAAGAGCUGCUUAUGACCAAACAGAAAUUGAUUGAUGCAGAAGAAGAGAAAAGACGGCUGGAAGAAGAAUCUGCUCAGUUAAAAGAAAUGUGCCGUCGGGAACUUGACAAGGCAGAAUCUGAGAUUAAGAAAAACAGUUCUAUCAUCGGUGACUACAAGCAGAUUUGCUCUCAGUUGAGUGAAAGAUUAGAGAAACAGCAGACAGCUAAUAAAGUGGAAAUUGAGAAAAUUCGGCAAAAAGUGGAUGACUGUGAGCGCUGCCGGGAAUUCUUCAACAAAGAAGGACGUGUAAAGGGCAUCAGUUCAGCCAAGGAGGUUUUAGAUGAGGACACAGAUGAAGAGAAGGAGACACUCAAGAACCAGCUGAGAGAGAUGGAACUAGAACUGGCACAAACCAAGCUCCAGUUGGUGGAAGCUGAGUGUAAGAUACAGGACUUGGAGCACCAUUUAGGCCUUGCCCUCAGUGAGGUACAGGCAGCAAAGAAGACAUGGUUCAACCGAACGCUGAGCUCCAUAAAGACGGCAACCGGGGUUCAAGGAAAAGAGACUUGCUGAGAGCAGCUGCUACUUCCAGACACCUUCAGAAAACACGACACCUUUUGUUGCCUUCUUUGGCCAGAUGUGUGAUUUCUGUGACAUGUCCCAGGACCAGAGUGUACCUAAGUCAGAUCCAUAGACGCAUGCUGGUAGGUCAUUGGACCAGAGCUCACGAAGCAGGCAGCCUCUGGGGUAGGCCUCUCCUAACUACUGAUACUAACAGGCCUGCUAGCUCAACUGAUGCUCCAAACACACUUGAGAAAACAAACACUCCUUGGUGUGACCUCGCAGGCCUUCCCAGUGUAGGUCACCACCUUAACCAGCCCAAAGGCUGAGUAUACAUGAUCAGAGUUUGGGGAUUCUUCAGUCUGUUGUUUUUCUUAACCUUUAAUUUUUUUUUAAUAUACAUAUUAUAUAUAUGGGGUGGGGGCGGGGACAGGGGAUCAGUAACUCAAGUAAUUCUUAUCUGCUUCAGUGCCAGCAGAAGGUCCCCCAGGUAGACAUGGAGAAGCACUUUGUUUUUAAAUAGGAAGGUUUCAUGGUUGUAGUUGAAGCCACCUAAUUUUGUUAAACUAUACAAUGCACAGGUUUUUGGUUUGGCAUUAUUCACGUGUUUCUGAUCAAUUCUAUGCAACUCUCAUAGUUCCUGUUUUUUAGUGUUAGCUGCCAAAAUCACUUCACAAUGCUGGUUGGAUGACUUAACUGACUGUGAGACUGGAUUAAUCAGAACGUGGACAAAUCUUAUUUUGCUUAAUGUGUCAUGUAUAUGUGUGUAUAUAAAUAUCUUUUCCCAGUACACCCAACUGACAGUGUUUAAAUCCCAGACUAGGGCUGCUGAUCUGCACAACUUAACCAUGUGGUUAUCUGGGCACUUAAUUCCACUCAAGGUUUGUGAGGCUCUGCUUGCCUCCUGCCGUUGUGGGCGCUGUGACAGGCUCCCUCACUUCAAGGUUCCUAGUGUUUUCGUACAACACGUCGUACAAGUCAGAAAGACACUGAGUUGUGUGUGUUUGUGUAAAUGUGAGUAUGUGCAGGGUGCACAUGCUGCAAGGCCACUGUCUUCCGGUCAUGUGUACCCUCCCCGCCUGCCUGGCCACAUCUGCUCUGCCUGAGCCUCUGGGCCCUCCCCGGAGCUGCAAGUUCUCACUUCAAAGCUAUGGAAUGGAGAUUUUUUAGCACCUUUUAAAAAAGUAAUAAUAACUUUGACAUUUAAUUUAUAUAGUGAUACGCUGACUUAAGCUGUCUCACAGAUGGUCUUGUCUAACCUGCGUGCAGUGGGGAGGUCACUGGUUACAAGAGGCACUGGUUUGUAUAUAAAGACACUUGGGUUGUUUUGUAUCUUGUUUUUUGUCUUUCUUGUUGGCUGUUCUAAAGCUUGCUGAGGUCAUCUGUCAUAAGGGAGGUAAACAAGUGGCAACCCCCUUUCCUUAAAACCAUCCCUUCCACCGCUUUCUGUGUCUUUCUUGUUCGGUUACCAAAACAGCUGUAAGCCCAUCUAAUACUAGGUGCGUGGACAUUGUGCUAGGGUAGUGUCGGUGUGUCAAGUUUCUGAACUGAAAUAUAAACCAGUAAAAUUGUAUUAGUAUUUCUUUUGUUGGUUUUAUUUUAACAAGCAUAUUCAUUAAAUAUUUUGGUACAAACAGCAUUGCUUUGUAAAAGCCAGUUUUA